AUGGUCAGCUCAUACAAUGAAAAGAAAACCAACGUGCAUAUAUUCCGUCCCGCCAAAGACAGUACCGAGUUAUGUCCAGCGAGACCAGCUGUGGAAAGACCUAGUAGAAAAACUAAAAGGGCAGAGAUUCCAUAUGCGGUAGUCCUGCAUGGCUUAGGAGGUAGUGGAAAGUCACAAUUAGCUCUCAAGUACGCGGAAUGCAAAAGGGAGGAGCUCAACCCAGUUCUUUGGAUUGACGCGACCAACCAGGAGCUAUUUCGAGCCAGUUUCACAAGGUGCGCUAUAGAGCUUGUGCUUUCAGACGACCAAAAGCCUCAAAAAAACGCACGGCUUUGCGAUGACUCAACAAUUCGACUAGUGCUUCGAUGGCUCUAUAAUCGAACAGGAGAAGAUCCUGAGUGGCUGGUUAUCUUCGACAAUAUUAAUGACCUCACAUGGGAUAUCAAGGAUAUCAUCCCUAAAGGCACCAGAGGUAGACUCAUCAUUAAUAGUCAAGAUAUAUCAAGUUGGAAACUACUUAGACAAGGUUGUGAGAAGGUUCAUGUCGAUGCUAUGUUGCCACAGGAGGCAAAGAUGGUUCUUCUUCAACACUUAUCACGGGGCCCCGACUCUACCCUGGAAAAGGUGUAUCAGUGUUGCGAUGAAGUGGCGGAGAAGCUUGGAUAUUUGGCACUUGCAGUUGACCUUGCUAGUGCAUAUAUGGGCAACCGUGAUUUCGCACCUGAGCAAGUGCCUGAGCAAGCGGCUGAGCAAUCGCUUAUGCAGUACUUGAAAGAUUUCCAAAAAACAUAG
Penicillium malachiteum is the source of this 792-nucleotide messenger RNA. RefSeq lists its product as uncharacterized. The transcript is spliced from 3 exons. Bases 1 to 792 code for a protein of 263 amino acids. The record is from RefSeq and is a predicted model, not a curated record. Gene Ontology annotation, molecular function: ADP binding. NCBI's taxonomy places the organism in Eukaryota, Fungi, Ascomycota, Eurotiomycetes, Eurotiales, Aspergillaceae.